AUGAGUCUUGUGGAAACCUACCCCGUCUUGUCCGUGACGUUUGCCUUCAUGGCCUUCAUGUUGGUCUGGUCUCAUUUGCGUGAAUGGAUGGACUUUGCGAGCCAUUCCAAUUUGAAAUACAAAGUCUUGGAUUUCUUGGGUUCCUUUAUUUAUUACGGACCCGACAUUGGAGUCGAGGCUACCUUGACACUAGAUGACCCAGCUCCGGGAGUCUUGGAAAAACGUUUGAAAGGACAAGACUACUUGGCUUCCAAAUUGGGCGGUGGUGCCACUCACAACAAGCGUGGACAAGAGUUGCAACCUAAAUUGGUCGACUGCCGUUUUGCCCUGGCCAAGGUCUGCAUGCCCUUGUUGCGGGAAUUGGAAUUCUCUCCCGCCAAGCGCAACUUUGUCACUGGGGUCGACACGGACAGUGGCAUGCACCUGGUCACGGUCGAUACGGGCGACGAGAAAACCGAUCCCCUCUUGUAUUGUGGAUCAGAUGCAGUCCAUACAUUAAGUUGCAAGGACUUUCAUGCUCCCAUUCAAACGGAAAUUAACAAGCGCAUGGAUUUGGAAAACAACAAGGAAUCCAGCUUGAGAUUUGCUCCCAUUGCCUUGAACACGGAAUUGGAAAAGAAUGCCAAUGCCAUUUUGGAAUUGACUGGAUUUGAUCAGGUUCGUUAUUCUCUUUCUGGUUCCGAAGCCAUGGAUGCUGCCUUUAAGGAUGUUCGUGCUUCCACUCGUGGAGUUGGGGACUUUAUUGUGCGAUUCUCGUCUGCCUACCAUGGACACGUUUCGGGAGUGGACUUUUUGAAUUCCCAAAAGGUCAUUUACCUCAAGGAAUGCUCCCAAGAGUCGUUGGAUUUUAUUGAAAAGUACCACUUCCGCAUUGCUGGUGUCGUUGUCAACCCCAUGCAACACUUUACUGGAAUCAACAAGCCUAGUCCUCCCGGUGAAAAACUAAACAUGGGAACACGUGUCCGUCAAGCUACUUCUCGGGAAGAAUAUGCCCAAUGGUUGCAUUCUCUUCAAGAAAAGUGCCGUUACUGCACCAAGUACUUGACCAAGAUGGCUUUUAUCGUGGAUGAUAUCUACUUUGCCUUUCGUACUCCCGAACUAUUCUCCAAGGACUACUUUACUUACCAAGGAAAGGCACUGGAACCUGAUGUCAUGGUCUUGGGCAAGGGUGUGGCUGCUGGAUAUCCCUUGAGUAUGGUCCUCGGACGUCGGGGAUACCUCAACACUUACGACAAGAAGUUCUUGCUUCAAGUCAACAAGACUGUCGGAACUCUUGCCGCCUGGCAUGGUGGUUUGGUUGCCUCUAACGUCUUUCUAGAGGCAAUCAACAAGGACAGUUUCAUCAAGGAGCCCGUCAAGAAAACUUUGACGUCCAUGGUGGAAAGAUUCGAUGCCUUCUCCACCAAGUUGAAUGGUAUGUACGAAAAGGAAAACUUGCCUGUUCGAAUCCACAACUUUAGCAACACUUUCAGCAUCAACUACUUGGUUGGAAGUUUGUUCAACAGCCGAUACCCACAAUACCUCAUGGCAGAGGGUGUCUUCCUUGGUAACUAUUCGACUGGAAAAUUCAACUUGAAUGCUGACACUACAGUAGCCGAUUUGGACAAGGUUGCCCAAAAGUUUGUCGAAGCUGCCAAGAAGAUGAAAAACGAUGGAUAUUUUGAGCCACAAAAGAACAAAAAGUCCAUGAUUAUGAAAUUGGCUGGACGUUUCACUCUCAACUACUUGAAGCUGUUUUACGAUCAAAUCAUGUUGGACAAGAAGAUUGAUAUUGAUGUCAGUCACAAUCAUCCCGUCAACAAGUGUGGCCACUUUUGGAGUUCGGUGUUUAUGAUCUUGGUUGCCUACCCAAUGAUCUAUAUGGGACACCCAGUCGAAGGAUGCUUGUGGUUCUUUUUGACUCACGUUGUCCGUCAAUCUGGUCACUUUUUUUACGAACACCAAGAUAAAGAUAUCGAAAAGCUCAAGUUCGGACACAAGGAUGCUUCCAAGAAGGAAGCUGUUGUCUUUUUGGCUUUUGCUGCUAUUGUCUACCACAACCGCGCGGCAUUCUGGGAAAAGAUCUCACAAUACGUCACAAUUGAAUUUGGGUUGGAUCAGUACGUGAGCAUCGUGGCUCUCUUCACGAUCGCACCCCACGCAGUUCAAAUCACCUACGAGUAUGGCUUCAUCCGAGGAAUGUCCUGGCUAUUGAAGAUCUUGACUGAUCCUUUCACAGAUAUUCUUGAUUUCUGGCAAUACGCCGUUAUCAAUCCCAAGUGUUUCAUGGAUGUCAAAGACCACAAGGCUAUUUACAAGCUUGACUUGUAUACCAAGAAGGUGACGAAAGUAGACUAA
This is a messenger RNA of Cylindrotheca closterium, 2337 nucleotides long. Lineage: Eukaryota; Bacillariophyta; Bacillariophyceae; Bacillariales; Bacillariaceae. The record is from the annotation of a GenBank genome assembly.